CACACACACAAACACAAGGGACUAAGAAGAAGAAGUGGUUGGUUAUGGGGUCUCAACCAAAUGUGAUCGAUCAAGCUAUGAUCCGCAGCUUCCGAUCAUCACAAGGCGAGCCAGUGAGCGACGAGCUUGAAUGGAUACUCAACGAUCCAAAAUUAACCUUGUAUCGGCGGCUCAAGGCUGCCACAUGGAUUGAGCUUAUUUUGCUCUUUAAGCUCGCUGCUCCUGCUAUUAUUGUUUACUUGCUAAACAACGUCGUUUCAAUGUCCACCCAGAUCUUCUGUGGUCAUCUUGGCAAUCUUGAGCUUGCUGCUGUCUCUCUUGGCAACACCGGCAUCCAAGUCUUCGCUUAUGGCGUCAUGCUUGGUAUGGGAAGUGCAGUGGAGACGUUAUGUGGACAAGCAUAUGGUGCGAAGAAAUACGACAUGCUUGGCUUAUAUCUUCAACGAUCAACGAUUCUUCUAAUAUUAACGGCACUUCCCUUGACACUAAUUUACGUGUUUUCGAAGCCAAUUUUGAUAUUACUAGGAGAAUCCACAGAAAUCUCAUCCGCAGCUGCACUAUUUGUCUACGGAUUAAUCCCUCAAAUUUUCGCUUACGCGACUAAUUUCCCCAUACAAAAGUUCUUGCAAUCGCAGAGCAUAGUAAACCCGAGUGCAUAUAUAUCGUUGGCGGCGCUUGUUUUUCACCUGGUGUUUUCGUGGCUGGCUGUGUUUGUAUGGGGCUGGGGUCUAUUUGGUGCAGCCCUUGUGCUUAGUCUUUCUUGGUGGUUCAUAGUUGUGGCGCAGUUUGUGUACAUUUUGGUUAGUCCAAGAUGUAAGCACACAUGGAAAGGAUUUAGUGUGGAUGCUUUCAGUGGGUUGGGGAGUUUCUUCAAAUUGUCAGCUGCUUCGGCUGUGAUGCUUUGCUUAGAGACUUGGUACGUUCAGAUACUAGUCUUGAUUGCUGGUCUUCUUCCCAAUGCUGAGAUUGCGUUGGAUUCUCUAUCGAUUUGUGUAACGAUACAGGGAUGGGUGUACAUGAUUUCAGUUGGAUUUAAUGCAGCUGCAAGUGUGAGAGUGAGCAAUGAACUUGGAGCAGGACAUCCAAAAUCGGCUUCAUUGUCAGUUGUGGUGGUGACGCUGUCGUCCCUUAUCCUCGCCGUAAUAGCUGCCAUCGCUGUCCUCGUCUUCCGCUAUGAUAUCAGCUACGUCUUCACAGAAGGGGAAACCGUCUCCAACGCCGUCGCCGACCUCGCUCCCUUCCUCGCAUUAACGCUCAUUCUCAACGGCGUCCAACCCGUUCUUUCAGGGGUGGCUGUCGGGUGUGGAUGGCAAGCAUUUGUGGCGUAUGUGAACGUUGGAUGCUACUACUUUGUUGGUGUUCCAGUGGGUGCCCUUCUUGGCUUUACAUUUCACUUAGGAGCAAAGGGAAUAUGGUCGGGGAUGUUAGGAGGUACAUUCUUGCAGACCCUAAUUUUACUGUGGGUUACUUACCGUGCAGACUGGGACAAAGAGGUGGAGAAUGCAAAGAGCAGAUUGGAAGCUUGGGAUGACAAGAAGGAGCCUCUUUUGCUUGACUAAUAAUAUAAAUGGUUUACUUUUAAUUAAGUCUCUUGUCGUGAUGCAUUCAAAGAGAAUCAUUCACCAUGAUUGUCAUUAA
This is a messenger RNA of Tripterygium wilfordii, 1638 nucleotides long. RefSeq names its product protein DETOXIFICATION 40-like. The transcript has 7 exons. Lineage: Eukaryota; Viridiplantae; Streptophyta; Magnoliopsida; Celastrales; Celastraceae. The record is from RefSeq and is a predicted model, not a curated record. The coding region runs from base 45 to 1559 and encodes 504 amino acids. Gene Ontology annotation, cellular component: membrane. Gene Ontology annotation, molecular function: xenobiotic transmembrane transporter activity; antiporter activity. Gene Ontology annotation, biological process: xenobiotic detoxification by transmembrane export across the plasma membrane.